AUGGCCACUAUUCUUCUCAAACCACCUCUCUACCCAACUCUCACAACUACAACCACAGGAAUCCUGCUCUGGCGUACGAUCGUCCUCGUCUGGCUCGCACUUGCAACCCCAUCCCUCCCUCCAUACGCCCCUCCGCGACCCAACCUCUUCGCCCUCCUCGCUCUCCUGGCUCUGCGCCACGAUCCGUCCUAUCGCGAUUCCCUCCGCCACACUUCCAAUCGACCUCCUGGCACUUUUAGCGCUACCAAGCGGAAUAGACUCCUCCGCUGGGCUGCUAACUCUCUCAAUCUUAUGUACGUCCUCUCCUUUCGUCUCACAUCACCCUGCAUAACACAUACAUUUCCCUCCCUCUUUCAACCUCCAACGCCCAAAGCCUUGACUUCACCCUCACCCUCAUCUCCGUCGUCUUCAACUACUUAUGCCUCCCCCUUCUUCCUCCGCCGCAUCCUCGAGGCCAUCAACGACCAUACCGAGCUGGCAAAGCCGAAGCGCAGCCAGGGGUCCAAGCAGACCUCCAACACCUCUGGCGCUCAAGCGGAAAGCCUUUUCGGGCACGCGAUGAUGAUAUCGGGGAUAUAUUUCAUCUACAGGGCACCGUUGGAGAUUAUCAUCGUGACUGUAUUUUUGUACCAGUGCGUUUCCCCACACUUUCGUUUCUCCCUCCUUAUCCUACACCCUUACACUUCACCGUCCCACCCCAAAAGCAGACUACCAGGCAUCUCCGCCUUCGCAGGCUUCAUCGACGUCCUCCUCGGCUGGCCGCUUAAUUCGUCCAUUACGAGGAGCAGCAUAAGGAUACAGAAGGGCGUCAUGGCGGCGAGGGAUAGGAGGAUGGGGUGUUGA
Molecule: messenger RNA, 843 nt
Organism: Stereum hirsutum FP-91666 SS1
Lineage: Eukaryota; Fungi; Basidiomycota; Agaricomycetes; Russulales; Stereaceae
Exons: 7
Coding region: 1-843 (280 amino acids)
Source: RefSeq, a predicted model, not a curated record